GCUUCAGUCGGUCAUUGAAGGUUUCCAGAAAAUGUCGAGUGCAACGCUGAUCGCUUUGUGUGUCUUGGUUGUUUUGACCGGACAAUCGGUUGGCCAAAAUGUAGACGUAAUGCAGGCUGUUGAGUUGGCCAAUGAACAGUUCAAAACCGCUCAAGUUGUCGCCCGAGAAAAACUACCAACCAAUGCUGCCGCUCAGAAUGAUGCCCAAGAUCAACUGGACACCUUGAAAAUGGCCUUAUCUCAUUGCGAAACUGAGCUAAGGUCCACCCUAAAUGUCACCGCUCAUAAGACUUGUGUUAAUGUCGUCUUUGCUGUAUUUUAUACCACUCUGGAUCGUUUGGCCGGGGAGCAUUGGGCCAUCUAUGGAGCCACCUCAGGGGCAUCUCGUAUCGGCUUGUUCUGGUGAUUUAGAAAUACCCAAACAGUGGAAAUCUCAUUUUUUUAAUUUUUUGCUUGGUUUCAAUAAUUUUAUUUUGAUUUUUUUAAGGUUGUAUGGGGUUUUUAUAGAAAAGUUUAGCUUUAAUAAAAUGUAUAAUGUAAAAUCAUUGGACUAAUAGGCUUAAAAAAAUUCAAAGACAAAUAUCUUUUGAUGGAUAUUUUAAUUUGAAACAGUAGGGUUUUUUAGAUCUUGGAAGAACAGAUGUUUAUGGAUCAACUUUGUUCCAUUUGUCAAACUUUAAAGCAGAAACCACAAAAAUACAGAAUUAUUAAAGUCAUGGUCUGCAUAAAA
Messenger RNA from Drosophila subpulchrella, 730 nucleotides. RefSeq lists its product as uncharacterized. Lineage: Eukaryota; Metazoa; Arthropoda; Insecta; Diptera; Drosophilidae. Bases 32 to 406 code for a protein of 124 amino acids. The transcript has 2 exons. The record is from RefSeq and is a predicted model, not a curated record.